This is a messenger RNA of Phymastichus coffea, 7109 nucleotides long. RefSeq names its product G-protein coupled receptor 52 (gene DopEcR). Gene Ontology annotation, molecular function: G protein-coupled receptor activity; peptide binding. Gene Ontology annotation, cellular component: membrane. The coding region runs from base 489 to 1430 and encodes 313 amino acids. The transcript has 4 exons. Gene Ontology annotation, biological process: G protein-coupled receptor signaling pathway. The record is from RefSeq and is a predicted model, not a curated record. NCBI's taxonomy places the organism in Eukaryota, Metazoa, Arthropoda, Insecta, Hymenoptera, Eulophidae.
ACGGCACGCUCGUGCUCACUCGAGAGGCCCGCGCCACAGCCAGCGGCAACACACUAGCCGAAGCGGAGGCGGCGGCGACAGCAGCAGCUGCCGCGAGGAGGCCGCGCCGAGGCUGCCAGGCCACGAUGAGAGCCAGCACAAGAUGCAGACGUGAGGCCAGCACCGGCGGCACCGGCAGCGCGAUCGGGAUGCGCGCUGCGCCCAGCGGAAGGACGCAGCUGACGGUGCGAGCGACACUUGGCGCCGGCGGGCGCUAAGGCAGCGCAAGCAGGCAGGCAGGCAGGCAGGCAGGCAGGCAGGCAGGCAGGGAGGCAGGCAGGCAGGCAGGCAGACAAGCAGACAGGCAGCCGAGGCGAGGCGAGGCGAGGCGAGGCGGCGGACCGGGCGGCGCAGGAAGCGAGGCAGCGGCGCCCGAGCGAGCCUCGAGGGGUGCGGGCCAGCCAAGCGAGGGGGCCUCGCGAGGGGAUGCAGCGCGAGGGGGCGGCGGCAUGGAGGAGCCCUCGCUGGAGGCCCUCAUGCAGGCGGGCUUCAUCUUCGUCGUCGGCGUUGCCAUCAUCCUCUCGAAUCUGCUCAUCAUCGCUACGUAUCUCAACUUCCGGGGUCCGAGCGAGGUGAUAAACAUAUACUUGCUGUCACUGGCGACGGCGGACCUGCUCUGCGGUCUGCUGGUGGUGCCGCUGUCGGUGUACCCGGCGCUCGCGCGCCGAUGGGUGUACGGGGACAUCGUGUGCCGGCUGGCCGGCUACCUGGAGGUCACGCUGUGGGCCGUCUCGGUGUACACCUUCAUGUGGAUCUCGGUGGACCGCUACCUGGCGAUCCGCAAGCCCCUGCGCUACGAGACCGUGCAGACCAAGACGCGCUGCCAGUGCUGGAUGGUCUUCACCUGGAUCAGCGUGGCGAUGAUGUGCUGCCCGCCGCUGCUCGGCUUCAACAAGCCCAUCUUCGAUCGCGAGGCCUUCAUCUGCAUGCUCGACUGGGGCAACAUGGCCGCCUACACCAUCACCCUGUCGAUCCUCGUGCUCGGCCCCUCCGUGAUCACCAUCGUCUACACGUACUCCUACAUCUUCUCCAUGAUGAGGAAGCUGCGAUCGGGCGUGCCCAUACACGACAAGGAGUACGCGACCGCGCUGUCCGAGAACCUGAGCAAUCCCAGCCACAUCAUGUCCUUCGUCCUGGUGAUGGCCUUCUGGAUCUCCUGGGCGCCGUACGCCGGGCUGAGGAUCUGGUCCUCGAUUAACGGCCCCCCGCAGGUGCCUUUCCUGCACUUUGCCGUCGUCUGGUUUGGCAUCACCAACAGCUUCUGGAAGGCGAUCAUUCUCGGCACGCUCAGCCCGCAAUUCCGUCUGGCGGCGCGCGUCCUCUGCUUGACGCUGUGCUGCCGCCACAGGAGGCUGCCGCCGGAGCUCCUCGGCCUCGACGACGACGACUAGAGCCGCUGAGGCGAACCAGCGCGGCGGCCGUCUCGCCCCGGGGCCCCGGGGCUUGCGAAGCUCAACUUCGAUCCACCAUCAAGACGCGUUCCAUAUAAGUAUAUAUAUAUGCACGCAGACACACGCAUAGAGUUUUUCAUCCAAGCAUCUGACGCGCGUUUAUUAUAGCUAUAGCGGAAGAAGCGAGCGGAGAACUGAGAUCUCGAAACGACAAAAUACAACUAAAUCGAUAGUUAUAUUGCUAAAGAGCUGCCGCCACGCGAUACAGGCGCCAUUCGAAUCGAAUUUUCGUAAGCUAAUCAAACUUUUUAGCAACAAGUAAGCUAAGCAUCAAAGUUGUCAACGCCAAUAACAAAGCAUUCUCGAUUUUUCGCUGAUUAAUUGACCUUCGUCUGUGUGCUUCAACACACACUUGUCGCACUCAACAAACUUUUUUAUAUUUACCGUCAAGAUCUCGCAUUUGACUGCAUUAUUUUGUGUAUUUUUAUUGCACAAAGAAACGUUGCUCAAUGCCGUGCAUAUUUUUUCAAAUAGCGCCGGCUGAUCAACUUUGUACGUUCGUAUUGUACUUUGUAUUUUUUGCAACGUCUGAUGUUAAUCGCUUCUAGCCAAUGCAAAUGCCGACUGAACAAAGUCCCUAAUAGUUUUUGCUGCUAUAGGCACACCUUGAUUUGCAAUUUGGCGCAAAGCUCAUGUAAAACUACUUGACAAAUCAAUUUUAUUCCUAUAUAUCGAAUGAACUGGCUUUUCUUGAACGAACUGGAGCACGAAAGUUUCUUUUCCUCGAUGCAAAGCAAUUAAACAAACGUCUAAGAUAACGGAAAGGCAGUGAAGUUUCUUACGAAUUAUAAGAUGUACCACUUCGAAUACCGAAGGACAAAAUCGAUGUAAUCUGUAAGACAACGCAAAUACAAAUACAUCAUGGAAAAAACUGAUGGAAGAAAACCAAAUGAAAAAAGUGAUUAUUUUUACUAAUCUCACCUGUCAACUCUACUGUUAUUUUAAGAACGACAGGGCUACGGUUAAAUCGAUUUCGCUCCGUCUCUUAUCGUCUCGCUUCGCUCGGUAACUGGGAGUCGCUAAUUACGAAUGAAAUGAAACAAUUUGCUGGAUAAUCCCGAUACAAAAAUCUAAGGAUGUUGUAAAGUGAUUGUAGCAGAACUUUCAUUCAUCUAUGAUGAAAGGUGUAAAAUUAAACGAAACUCUUAUAUCAGCUGUUGUUACCUUUCAAGCAAAUUGAAAAAUCGACUACUAAUCGUGAAAUUCAACCGAGUACUCAAAGGAGGUACGAGUCAAAAUUAUUUACAAACGAAAAAUGAAAAUUAUUUCAAUGGAGUUGCUCCUAAAAUCACUAUUGUUCAUUUCAAGUUCGACAAAAUAAAGAAUUGCUGUUGCAGGAAGUGUACAAAGUAAAUAAUAUUGACAAAAGCAUUGUAGUCAAUUAAUAUCAGUAAAUGAAAUAUAAAUGCAUACAGAAAAUUAUGAGUCGACUUUAGGAAAGCUCAUGAAAAAAUCUACACUUACUUUAUUUUCACUUAUAGGACGACUGGGCUUCUAUUUCUCGUAGAAAGCUGUUGAUCCAUUCGAUAACAAAGAAAGUUUUUCAAGGGUCACUGAACACUACGAUUCAUCUAUGUGCGUAUACGUUUUUCGAACUGCUGAUACCAUUUGCAAAUAAAGCUUGAAACACGUAAUAAACUAAAACACUGUGUGUAGCAUGAAAAUGCAAGACGAAUUUAAGAGCUUGUGAAGUUAUAACUUCUCGAAUAUCAAUAAAAAUUUGCAGAUCGUUACAUUUUUUAUUACUGUACAGUCUUCUAUUCAUUGUUAAUCAUUAUAUUGUUGAAUCUAUAAAAUAAAUCAUGUAGAAUCAAUAAACACUUUUACAAAUUAACGUUCCUGUAUAUACUUACUUAAUAACAUUAAAACAAAUGGGAUCAGAAUUUGUUGAAUUGCAUUCAGUUAAAAAUUAAAUAGUUCUCAUUAUGACAUUUUUUUGCCAAUCUGCUAUCAUUAUCAUAAUAAUUAUAUUUUCAAUUCGUAAAAAUUACAGUACUUAUAUAUAAUAUUAUUGCACUUCAAAUAACAUUUUUAUGCCAUAUUCUGCAUUUUCAAUCAUCUCAUAAUUAUUUUCAUAAUAUUAAAACAAGUUUUACGAAGGUUUUACGAACAUAUGUCGAGACAAUUUGAUUACAUAUAUAAAAAAAUUUUCAGAAAAUAGACAAAUCAUUGGAAACUACAAAUUUAAUAUUAUAAAUCGAUAGUUCAAUACUAUACUGUAAUUACUUUAGAUACAGUACAACUAAUACAUUUCAAUGUUUACUUCAAAAACAGUGUUUUCAAGUAUUUUCGAAAAUUAUCUACAACUUCAACUUUAUAUAUACAUAAAUUGUAUAAGCUUUACGUUUAACUGAAAAUUUAAAAAGUUACAGCUAAUAACUAUAAAAAAUACUUUACGGAUUACUUUAAUCAAGUAUUCAAAGUCAAUAUCAACGUAAAAUAACGAGAGUUGUUCGUUGAAGAAAAAAUUAUAAAUUUAAGCGGAAAAUGCAAAAUGACAUCACAUGAAAUAAACAUACAAAAAAGCGAAGCAGAGCGAAUGAAAGAAGCAAAAAGAUUAGUUGUGAAUGUAGAAAAUCAGAAUAUCUUGGGUUUUAGAGAUUUUGGUAUAUUUCUUAUUGAAUGAAUAAAAGUAUUUAAAAAAUACCUUUUUGUACCUAGUUGCUAGUUUUUUACUAGUUUUAUAACGUACCUCACUGUGAGUGUGCUGUUAAUAAAUUUAAAAAAUAGACUAACAGUAGAGUAGCAUGUUAAAGUAAAACAUACGGAGCAAAAAGUGAAACGAGAGUGUAGAAUAAGUGAAUUAUUAAACUAAUGGAUAUAAUAUUACAAUGAAUGCGAAAAACGAAAGAUACAUUUCAGAGGUGUAAUUGCUAAAUGAAAAUAUAUUCAUUCACAUUGUAGAGCUUUCAUGUUCAUUUCAUUUUGAUAAAUAUAUUAUCUUAGUCGCUUUAAUAUUCAUGUCUGACAGGAAAUAUCAUUAAUCUCUGAUUGGAAAGAUACAUAUAUUCAGUAAAGCGAAUAUUAUAAUUGAUGUCACAGAAGGAGAAAGUCAUAUUCUUUAUUUAUGCUUAAAAAGAAAGCACCUCACUUUGUAUCUGCAAGAUUCUUAAAAAUAGAGGUGAUACUCGGAAAAUUAUAUUCAAGAUAAUCAAUUUCAAACUUCUAUGAAACUAUGCAGUGAUGAAUACUGAAUUGUGUAAUUAUAAAAUAUAUUUUAAAAAACAGCCAAAGCAGGUAGCUUAGAUAUCUUAAAACAUAACAACUAAUUUUUUCUAACCACUUUAGUUAAAUACACUAAAUAAAACAAAUAAUUCUCGAUAUUUGUAAUCAUAAAUAUUACUAAUUUUAUUUUCCAACAAAGAUUUCGACAUUUUUAUGGUUUUCAUUACUGACGAGUGCUCAUGAAUAUUUAUAAUCUAAAUUAUAAUUACUACAUAAAUAAAAUAUUAUGAAAUAAAAUAAACUUGGAGAGCUAAGUUUUUGUUUAAGAUGUAAAACUAUAUAAUAUGAUAUGGUCUUGUCUAUUCGUAAAAGCUUCUGAAAAUAUGCAUUUUAUUUAAUCGCAUUGAACUUAUAUGUAAAAUGUUUAGAGUAAAAUAUUUAUUUUUGUUAACAAAUUUAUAUAAAAUAGAGAGAAAUAUUUUUUAAAAAAUGUUCAAUCUUAUAGAAUACUCAAUCGUGUGAUUGGAAAUAUUAACUAUGAUCUAUUUUGCACUAUUUAAAUUAUGUACACAAACUUUUAGUAAAUUUAGGUUAAUCGACUAUCAAAGUUUUUCUUAUUCGUAUAUAAUUUAUACAUAUCAAAUAUUUCAUAUCCAAGGUAAACCAAGUGUAGUCUCCAUUGGUAUUAUUUAUUCUAUGUAUAUCGUUGUAUACGGAAAUUAAAUCAAAUUUCGCGGUUCUAUUUUUAUAAAUCGCAUAAGUACCAUUGGAAUAAAUUUUUCAAUGAUCCCGUAUAUUUCUACUGAUACAAAAAUCUUAAUCGCGUGUAUAUAUAUACACACACACACACACUCAACUUUUUGGUUUAUAACAGAAGCGCACUUACAUAGAAAGUUUGCUAAGAAGAUGUAUAUUCAGGUCAUUUUAAAUAACUACUCAGCUCUGCUAAUAUGAAGUAUUUGAUUAAAUAAAAGACGAAAUUGGUUCAAUUCUCUUUUUAUUGAGAAACAUCAUCAGAACACUACUGCUACUUUACUCAAAUUUCAUAUUCUUACAAAGAAUCAAAUUAAUUUUAAUUUUUCAAUUAUAUUAUGCGAUGAAAUUUAAUUUAAACAGAAAAAUAUUUAUAAGUGAGACUUAACUCGAAAACUACGUGACUAAAAUUGAUGAAAAUGUUAUAAAUCUAUAACUGUUAUACCUAUAUAAAAAAUGAAUCGUUUUUCUUAAAAUAAAUCAAUUCAUACAUGUAGAUUUAAUUAAAUAGCAGAAGGAGAAAAAAAUUUUCAGCUAAAUUUUUAUAGACAAUUAGACAAUUGGAUUUGAUAUCUAUUAAAUUAGUAACCAUUUAUAGACAGAUGGUCGCUUGUGGCGCAUUUUCUUCAGCUUUUUGUUAUUAAACAACGAUUGCACUGUAGUAUGAAAUAAGAUUUUAAUCGGUUCAUUGAAAUAUUUAUUAUUCUAUGCAAUAAUUAAUAUAAACGAAUUAAUAAUACUGGAAUCAUCUAUUCUAUUGAAAUAAAAAUGAGUUUUUUUAUAAAAAUAAAUAAUACAUGAGGCGUUUAUCAGGGGAAGAAUGGUUAUAUCGAUUUUUCAUAUGCAACGGUGCCAAAAUACUUAUAAAUUUAAUAAAUGCGUAUUUGCACUUGAAAUCAUUCAAUCUUGAAUCCAAAGAUCUGCUUUGUAGCCUUAAAAAUAAUUUUUAAGAGUCACUAUUGUUAACUUUAGAGGAUAUGUACAAACAUCAUGUUUGCAUUUAAGCGACUAUUACAAUCGAAAAGAAAUGAGUGGAAGUGUCAACGGUUACAACAGAAAUAUAGAUAUAAGAUGAAUUGGAUAAAUUUGUUCGAUGAUAACGAUCAAGAUAUUGUAUUACACAAACAACUAUUAUUGUCUUAGAGCUUAGAGUAGCAUGAUAUUGCAUGUACAUAGAUAAUACAAUUUCUCACUACGAUAUAAAAAUUGUGUAAUUAUUCUUACCUGAACUUUUUAUGAAAUAAAAUCCAACGGUACGCCUUGUUAUUUUUCCAAGUUUUUAACGAUACAGUAAUGCUCACCUUAUGUAUGUAACUCGAACAAUUAAUUAAAAAUUAUUUUACAAGAGAAAUUUCUUCAUAAAAUCAGUCAUCUCAAAGACAUUGAUAGAGCAAUUUAGUACUAUUCGAUUGAAAGAAUGUAAUUCUUGCAGUAAAAAUAAGAAUGACAAUAAUGAUGAUUUGACAUUUGACUUGUACCAAAGUAAAUAUUGAUAAAUUAUGAUAAAAUAGACGUAAUAAAGAGAUGAACGAAGCAUACUUGAAGAAACCAAGAUAAUUGCCGUAUUGAAGCUUAUGCACGUAUCCAACUAGAAUGUGAUUUAAUGCUCGCUCAACGCACAGACAUAUCGUCUGAGCAAUCCCGGCCGUAAAAAAAGUUUUGAACGCUUGCCAAGUUUUGGUAUUCCGAGUGUUAUCAUCC